Messenger RNA from Castor canadensis (American beaver), 2049 nucleotides. The record is from RefSeq and is a predicted model, not a curated record. NCBI's taxonomy places the organism in Eukaryota, Metazoa, Chordata, Mammalia, Rodentia, Castoridae.
UUGGGUCUAUCACAGGAACUCCUGCACUUCACAAAGGAAACAUCAUGCUGAAGAGGAAGGGGCAGGCCCGACCUUACACUAGAACCCUGGAUGGCGGAUGGGGAUGGAUGACAGUGUUUCAUUUCUUCCUGGUAAAUGUGUUUGUGAUGGGGAUGACCAAGACAUUUGCAAUUUUCUUUGUGGUCUUUCAAGAAGAGUUUGAAGCCACCUCAGAGCAAACUGGUUGGAUUGGAUCCAUCAUGUCAUCACUUCGUUUUUCGGCAGGUCCCCUGGCUGCUAUUAUUUGUGACAUACUUGGAGAGAAAACUACCUCCAUUCUUGGGACUUUCCUUAUUAGUGGUGGCUAUCUGAUCAGCAGCUGGGCCACAGGCAUUCCCUUUCUUUGUGUGACUAUGGGACUUUUACCUGGUUUGGGGUCUGCUUUCUUAUACCAAGUAGCUGCUGUAGUAAUUACCAAAUACUUCAAAAAACGACUGGCUCUUGCUACAGCUAUUGCCCGUUCUGGGAUGGGACUGACAUUUCUAUUGGCACCCUUUACGCAAUUCCUGAUAGAGCUCUAUGACUGGACAGGUGCCCUUAUAUUAUUUGGAGCUAUUGCAUUGAAUUUGGUGCCUUCUAGUAUGCUCUUAAGGCCUGUCCACAUCAAAAGUGAGAACAAUUCUGAUAUUAAAGGUUUGCCUACAAGUGAUCCAGAGAUACCAGAAACAUCAUACUCCAAUGAGACACAAGAGUCUUCCAUCAACAACAGCAUAAUGCAGAACACUGGACAACUUGAUAAAAGCUUAACUGUCUCACAAAAUCAAAGUGAAGAGUUCAACAACAGGCCUAACAGGAACCGACUGUUAAUGAGUAAUGAAGAAUAUUAUAAGAAAAAGGCCAUUUCACAGAGCUGCAAACAAAAGAUCUUUGAUGUUUCUCUCUUUCAGAAUCCUUUCUUUUACAUAUUUACCUGGUCUUUUCUCCUCAGUCAGUUAGCAUAUUUCAUCCCUACCUUUCACCUGGUGGCCAGAGCCAAAACACUGGGGAUUAAUGUUAUGGAUGCCUCCUACCUCGUUUCUGUAGCUGGUAUCAUUGAAACAGUCAGUCAGCUCAUUUCUGGAUGGGUUGCUGAUCAAAACUGGAUGAAGAGGUAUCAAUACCACAAGUCUUAUCUCAUCCUGUGUGGAAUCACUAACCUGCUUGCUCCUUUAGCCACCACAUUCCCACUACUUAUGACCUACACCAUCUUCUUUGCAAUUUUUGCUGGUAGUUACCUGGCACUAAUACUUCCUGUACUGGUUGAUCUGUCUAAGAACUCUGGAGUACACAGGUUUUUGGGAUUCGCUGGUUUCUUUGCUGGGAUGGCCGUCCUUUCUGGACCACCUAUAGCAGGUACUGAGCCACACUCUGAGCAAUUCAAUACCAAUUAAAGAAACACAGACCCGUGAUUAACGGUAACAUGCAACUGCAGUGCCAAGUUCAAGAAAUGGUAUCUCUGGCUUUCCUAUAUUUGCUCCACUUCCAUCACCAAUACAGGAAAAUAUGAGGGUUAAUUCAAUAGACGGACACUAAAAUUCUUAAUAUUCUCUUGGGAAUCUUACAACAGGGAGUGGACCAUAUGUUUACUUAUACAGGAAACAUAUACAGUCUCUAAGACCCCUGAUGAUUUAAAAAAAGGAAAGAGUUUGUAGAUGAUUUAGAAAAAGAAAAAAGAGCCACCAGCAUCUUACCAUCUUUUACACUUGAUCUUAGCCAAAAGGCUGAGAAGCAUUUCCGCUAGCAUCUUUUAUCCAAACAGUAGUCAUUUCUACAGACCCUAAAGGCAGCAAGCCUAACACCUUUGUUGCCUGAUGCACCACAGAGCUGUGAGGGCUGUUCCAGGAUCUGUUCUAUUCAUUCACACUCUUAUCUAGAUCAAGGGUGGGAGGACACUUGGCCUAAAGGGAAAAAUCUCUGUGAAAGGGAUGCAUGGGGCCACUGGUAAACAUUAUAUACAAGUACACACAGUAGGUAUUUGAGGAAUUCUGAUUUUUUAAGUUAACUUUAAGACUAAAAUGUAGUUUAAGAAUG